AUGGUUGACUUUAUUUUUGGUGUCAGUCAUCCAGGUCACUGGCACGACUUGAAUAUUCAGCAAAACCCUCAUCAUUAUUCUGGUAUGCGCCGACUCGGUUCCAGUGCAGUUAGCUUUUUGCAAGAAAAAGUAGGUGCAGGCGUCUACUUUAACCCCUACGUUGAAGUGAAUGGCAUGAAUAUCAAAUACGGUGUUGUGUCAAUCGAUAAGCUGUGUAAGGAUUUGAUUGAUUGGGAAACACUUUAUUUGGCCGGUCGUAUGCAUAAACCUGUCAAAAUUUUGCGCGAUGAUCCUCGUGUUCGUCUGGCUAAUCAAGUCAACUUGACAGAAGCUGUUCGUGUGGCUCUCUUGACAUUACCAGAAACAUUCACUGAAGAAGAGCUCUUUAUUCGUAUUGCUGGUAUUAGCUAUAAGGGUGACUUCAGAAUGAUUGUUGGUGAAAAUCCCAACAAAGUAAGAAACAUUGUCAGUUCGCAAAUGGAAAACUUUCAUAGACUCUAUUUUGGCUUGUUGGAUGAUUUGCCUAAUGUAGCCAUCUUGAAUGAUGGUAGACUUCAACAAAGUGAUAAUCCCAGAUUCCGUGGUUUGAUGGUCAAAAAACUCCCCAAGACCUUGUAUGAUAAAGUGAUUAGCCAACAUAUGCAACAUGCUGCUAGAAACAACAUUGCUGUCCCAGAAGAUAAGACUACUCUGUAUGAGCAAGUGGCUCAAUCUGAAGCAUUAAAUGCAUAUAUUGAAAAGAGUCUUACAGAGAUUAUUGCUAGAACAGCCAUCACUCAAAGUAUUAAGGGUAUCUUUACUGCUGGCUCUGUCAAAACAGGUCGCUAUGUUGGCGAAAAAUUGAGCAAGUGGUGGACUGCAAAGAAAUAG
Molecule: messenger RNA, 870 nt
Organism: Gilbertella persicaria
Lineage: Eukaryota; Fungi; Mucoromycota; Mucoromycetes; Mucorales; Choanephoraceae
Product: mitochondrial matrix Mmp37
Exons: 2
Coding region: 1-870 (289 amino acids)
Biological process (GO): CDP-diacylglycerol biosynthetic process; cardiolipin biosynthetic process
Cellular component (GO): mitochondrion
Molecular function (GO): phosphatidate cytidylyltransferase activity
Source: RefSeq, a predicted model, not a curated record